GGAGAAAAGAUUCUUCCAUAAGGAAUAAAAUAGAGAGAUGAAAUAUCCGUCAAGUGGGCGGGUGGAGGGAAGGAGAUACCAUGAAUGAAGUCAGUUUACGGAGAGAUGCAGGGAAUCUGUGACUGUGUAAGCAAACUUGCACGUGACAGGCAGACACCCCACUUGUCACAAUAAUCUAUUCUGCAAGUGGCAUCCCACUUGGCAUCCAUCAUGCUCUCUCUUCUCUCUCUUCCUCUCCAUUUUUCUAAUCCAAUUUAAUUAACUGCCAAAUCUGCAAAACCAGCUUGGACCUUGUAAGCUCGAUCCAUAAUCCUAUUUGGCAUUUCAUCAAACAGCUGAGAUGUACCAGCCUUCCUCUUCCUCCUCCUCUUCUUCUCAGGCUCACAACUCAACCGUUUCUGAACCCGCUUUGACCCGCUACGGUUCAGCCCCUGGCUCUCUCCUCCGCACAGCCGUCGAUGCUGUCAUAGCCGGAGGGGCUGGAGGCCCCCGACAUCCUCAUCCUCUCAUGCCUACGGGAUCCCACUACUUCUCCGGGGAGUCCUCCGAGUCCACCUCCAAAGUCAACGACAGUUCCAAAGAUCAUAACCUUCACAGACCGUACGGACUUCAGCAGGACGCCUUCGCCGGAUCCUCCUCUUCCUCUUCCUCCUUGCUCCGCCAGAGAAGCUCCCCCGCCGGCUUCCUCUCCCACCUUGCUGACAAUGCUGGGGGAGGUGGAGGGGGAGGCGGGGGUGGGUUCACGAUCACAAGAGGGGGUGGCAGCAGCGGAGGAGGAAACUACGGCUCUAACAGUGGGAGGUUGAAGUCUCAGAUGAGCUUCACUGGGCAAGACUCUCUCUCUCAGAUAUCAGAGGUAAGCGAGAGUGUUGUGGUGGAUGCAUCCACUUCUGAGCGUGCUUAUGCAAUGGACCACUGCUGGGACAACUCUAACUCCAACUCCAGCUCCAUUGUCUUCUCCGCCCCGCCCUCCAAACGCUCCAAAAAUAUUGACGGUGACAUCCUAAAUUGUCUCACUGCCUUAGACUCUCAGUAUAGUCUGCCACAAACUGCUCUUGAAAUGGCAACAAUGGAGAAGCUAAUGCACAUUCCUGAAGACUCUGUCCCUUGUAAAAUCCGUGCUAAGCGAGGCUGUGCCACUCACCCUCGCAGCAUUGCAGAACGGGAGAGAAGAACUAGAAUAAGCGGUAAGCUGAAGAAACUGCAGGAACUUGUACCCAAUAUGGAUAAGCAAACAAGCUAUGCAGACAUGCUAGAUUUGGCAGUUCAACAUAUUAAAGGUCUUCAAACUCAAGUCCAGAAGCUUCACACUGAACUUGACAAUUGCACUUGUGGAUGCAAACCAAGCUCAUAACUUACAUUGUUCUCCGAGAUUCUAUGGCAACACACAUAGAAGUAAAGGUUUUGAUGGGAUAGAAUGAAACAGAUUUUGUACCUUCCUAAUGAAGUGAAUAAUACAGGAAUAGAAUGAUUGUAGAUUAUCAAUUCUACAGUUGUACAUAGUGUAUGUUUGUAAUCUGUUAGUCUAGGAAACGCUUUUUCUUUUUCCUCAAGAAUUGAGACUUUGAAGCUGACAUUGAAGAUUUCUGUUCUUGUUUGGGUUUGGCUGAUACACUCGAUGAUUAAUUUGUGUGCUAUCGAAACUGGAUAUGAAGCUCGGACGGGAUGAAUUAUAAAGAAAUUAUCUGUCGCGCUAUAGUUUGAUUCACUGAUUAGGAACAUAAGUACUUAUCUUUGUAAUCAUAACUCAUAAGUUUAGUCUACUAAUAAUUUUGGGCUUAAAUUUAAAAA
Arachis stenosperma is the source of this 1791-nucleotide messenger RNA. Its product is annotated as transcription factor bHLH128-like. Bases 341 to 1354 code for a protein of 337 amino acids. The transcript is spliced from 6 exons. Gene Ontology annotation, molecular function: protein dimerization activity; DNA-binding transcription factor activity, RNA polymerase II-specific; RNA polymerase II cis-regulatory region sequence-specific DNA binding. Lineage: Eukaryota; Viridiplantae; Streptophyta; Magnoliopsida; Fabales; Fabaceae. Gene Ontology annotation, cellular component: nucleus. The record is from RefSeq and is a predicted model, not a curated record. Gene Ontology annotation, biological process: regulation of transcription by RNA polymerase II.